AGUGUACAUAUGUAUAUAUAUCUCAUAACAAUGAGAUAACAGUGAGAGGAAUAUAACAAGAGGGAGUGAGAAGGUUAUGUUAAAAAAAAAAAAUAAGAAAUAAAAAUAAAGGUAAAGUAAACUGAUUGCCAGUGGUUAAACCAUGUAAAAGUGUAUAAGAGUGGGAAAUAAAAUAGUAGAGAGGGGAAGACAUCAGCUGUUCAAUGACAGUUCACCAGCCGUAGAAAUAGUAGUGGGAGUUGACUGGCAGGAAAGGCAAUAUGGCUGUCCACUGAGCGCCUGCCUCGUACGUCCGCUCUACAGAACAAAGAAACAACGCAGUAGUUGAAAAAAAAUUUGAUUUGGCGCGUAGUCGCGUUAUUACGCGCGUGAAUAAUACUUAGGACUUAACAAGAACAUUCGGGCUAAGCAUUAUUAAUAAUAAUUAUCAAAAAAGUAUAAUGCUGGAGCUCGAAGUUGUGCCCGAAAGAUCCAUUGGUUGUGAACAGUGGGAAUUUAUUUUAGGAAUGCAUUUUUCUCAAUCGGUAUCGAUAAUACAAUCACAAGUGGGCAUUAUUCGUGGAGUACAAGUUCUUUAUAGUGAUACUAAUCCACUAGAAGUCGAUUUAGUUAUUAAUUUACCGCACGAUGGAAUACGACUUAUUUUUGACCCAGUCGUGCAGAGGCUGAAAAUUAUUGAAAUAUAUAAUAUGAAACUGGUGAAACUCAAAUAUUGUAGUUUGCCAUUUAAUUCACCUGAAGUAUUACCAUCAAUUGAACAAAUUGAACAUUCAUUUGGUGCAACGCAUCCUGGUGUUUACGACAGUGAUAAGCAGGUCUUUGUACUAAACUUUCGAGGACUAUCGUUUUAUUUUCCAAUCGAGUCCAAAUUUCAACCUGGUUAUGCACAUGGACUUGGAUCAUUGCAAUUUCCAAACGGGACUUCACCGUUGGUUGCUAAAACUGCUAUAUAUGUCGGUAGUAUGUCUGGUGGGUCAUCAGGAAGCGAAGAACACUGCCUUAAAGCUCCACCACCACCAUUGCCAUUGGUCUGUUAUCACAAUAAUUUAUACUUAGAAAAAGCUGAGGUAAUCAGAGAUAAAACAAAAACACGGGGCUUAAAACUAUACCUUUUUACUGAAGGAAGUUCUGCUACAAGGGUUCUAGUAGAAACUAGAAGACACAAUCUUAUGAAAGAGGUAUGGUUUGGAGAUAGCUGUGAAGACGUAUUGAGUGCACUUGGAGCACCAUCACGAGUGUUUUUCAAAGCAGAAGAUAAAAUGCGGAUUCACAGUCCACAUGCUCAUAAAAAAGAUCGAACUCGGCGGUCAGAUUUUUUUUAUAAUUAUUUUACUCUGGGGAUGGACGUUUUAUUUGACGCAAGAACCCAUUGUGUUAAAAAAUUUGUGUUACAUACUAAUUAUCCAGGGCAUUAUAAUUUUAAUAUGUAUCAUCGUUGUGAAUUCACCCUUGCACUACCUCCUGAAAAUAAUUCCAAUGAUUCUGGCAAACUUAUUGACGUUAGUCCAACUCCAGUUACGAUCACUGCCUAUACAAAAUGGGACAAAAUUAGUGAGCAAUUGAAGGCAAGUGCUCGUCCUGUAGUGUUGAAUCGUGCGUCUUCUACAAACACAACAAAUCCAUUUGGUUGUACUUUUUGUUAUGGCAUACGUGAUGUCAUAAUUGAAGUAAUGGCAAAUCAACACAUCGCAAGUGUAACACUUUAUUCAACUGCGUGACCUUGGUAAGCCACUGCAUUUUAUGUUAUAAAAAAAAUUAGUUUACUAAAUGAGAAAUAAUUCUCGAACGAAUUCAGAAAUGGUAAUAUGUUAUAUAUAAAAAUAUCGUUUGUCUAUUCAUAUUGGAUUCUGUUGUUAUCACUUUUUCGUAAAUAUAUCUAUUUAUUUUUACAAUAUAUAUUAAUUGAUAUAUCACAAUAGUUGAAUCGAAAAAUUGAAACACGUACUAUGGUGAAAAUUUUUUAUCUUUCGGAAUGAAAAUUAGAUUGUUAAUAUUUAGUUGUUUUUAUAUUUAUUUUUUAAUGAUAUAUAAAAUCUAUAAACUUAUAAUAAUAAUAAAAAUCAUUAAAUAUAUUAACUCGAUAUUAAUAUUUUUGAUUAAAGCAUUGUGAUGUAUCACACACUCUAAUAAUACGUAUGAUAUAGAGUAAAAAAGAUUUUAAGCUUUCCAACGGAAUCCAUAAGAUAUUUAAUAUAUUUCUUAUCACUUAAUAAUGGUGAAAAGUAAUAGGUAAAAAAUAAAAAAAAAAACUUAUAUGUGAUAAAGAAUAAAAAAAAAUUAAUAAAACCAGUAACAUUUGAUAAUAAAUAAAAUACAUAAUAAAAAAUAAAUAUAGAGUGAGGGAAUUAUGUUAUAUUGUUAAUAAAUACAAGUAUCAUUGGUCAUUAUUAACGCAAUUUUAAUUGCAAUAGAAUUUGAUAGGUAUAAUAGAUGUCAAGUUAUUACACUAAUUAGUUAUUUAUAUUAAACAGAAAAAAAAAUUCAACGUUUGUGAAUUUAUUAAAUUGAGUGAUAUAAUUUCCUGUAGCAUUUUUCAAACAAAAUACUGUUGUGAAUAACAGAGUUAUAAAUCAUUCAAGUAAGUCAUUAAGUAUAAUAGACAGUAUUUCUGAAACAAUAUAUUUUUAUUUUUAUUCAAUUAAAUUGAAAAUUAAAACGAAUAGUCAAUUAGACAUACUCGUACUCUUUGAUAUUUAUUUGUGUCUCAUUUAUUAAUCAUACUGAGUGAUUAAUUAAAGUUAAAAAUAACAAAAAAUUCAUGAAAAGUAAUAACAAUUUUUAAA
This is a messenger RNA of Chelonus insularis, 2783 nucleotides long. Its product is annotated as UPF0183 protein CG7083. Gene Ontology annotation, cellular component: trans-Golgi network. Gene Ontology annotation, biological process: Golgi to plasma membrane protein transport. The coding region runs from base 441 to 1718 and encodes 425 amino acids. The transcript is spliced from 8 exons. The record is from RefSeq and is a predicted model, not a curated record. Lineage: Eukaryota; Metazoa; Arthropoda; Insecta; Hymenoptera; Braconidae.